Molecule: messenger RNA, 2478 nt
Organism: Anoplopoma fimbria (sablefish)
Lineage: Eukaryota; Metazoa; Chordata; Actinopteri; Perciformes; Anoplopomatidae
Gene: rwdd1
Product: RWD domain containing 1
Exons: 6
Coding region: 144-866 (240 amino acids)
Biological process (GO): cytoplasmic translation
Molecular function (GO): protein binding
Source: RefSeq, a predicted model, not a curated record
GAACUAUACCAGUAUCAGGCCAAAAUGUCCGAACACCGAUAUCAUCGAUCACCCCUGUGGAGCACGCAGCACAGCCAGUGUGUUAGCUUGAAUGUAGCGGUGAUGAUUUGUCAAACUUCCAGAUAACCUGCAGCCACGCAAACAUGACGGACUACGCCGAAGAGCAAAGAAAUGAACUCGAAGCUAUAGAGUCCAUCUACCCAGACUCUUUCACAGUGCUUUCAGACGAUCCCACCAGCUUCACCAUCACUGUAACGUCAGAUGCAGGGGAAAAUGGUGAAAUUGUUGAAGCAACGCUUAAGUUCACGUACAUAGAGAAAUACCCAGAUGAGCCUCCGCUGUGGGAGAUCCACUCCCAGGAGAACCUGGAGGACAGCGAUGUGGAGGACAUCCUCACCUUACUGCAGCAGCAGGCAGAAGAAAACCUGGGCAUGGUGAUGAUCUUCACCCUGGUGACUGCCGUUCAGGAGAAACUUAAUGAAAUAGUGGACCUGAUGAAAAACAGACGAGAGGAGGAGAAACGGCGGAAAGAGGAGGAGGCAGAGGAAGCAGAGAAGGUGUUGUUCCAGGGCACGGUGGUAACCAUUGAAAACUUCCUGUUGUGGAAAGCCAGGUUUGAGCUGGAGGUGACCGAGCUGAGGAAGAGAAGACAGAAAGAGGAGGAGCAGGGAGGAAAGCUCAAACUCACCGGUAAACAGCUGUUUGAGACAGACCACAACCUGGACACGUCCGACAUUCAGUUCCUUGAAGAAGCUGGGAACAACGUCGAAGUGGAUGAGUCGCUCUUCCAGGACAUUGAGGACUUGGACUUGGACGAGGACGACCCAGACUUUGACCCUUUAGAGAUGGGGAGUGAUGAGGACUGAAACAGGAUUAGGACAGAGGACUGACAGGAGCCACACCUGCUCCUCCCUGGGAUACGAUCAUCUGAACAGACACAUUUAUUUUUGAAAGACUCUUAACAACAGUUGACGAGGGAAUCUUCUUAAAUACAACUAAUUCACACACACACACACACACACACACACACACACACACACACACACACACACACACACACACACACCAACGAGUGUUCAUUUCUAUGCCUAAACAAUUAAAUUGACAGAAUAAACGUGUGACUCGGCUCUGGUGCUAUUUGACAUGCAGGACGUCCCAAUGACAGGCCUGCUACUUGACCAGAAGAGGGCAGUAUAAUCACGUAUAGACAGGGAGUAAAAUAAGUAUUUAGAUGUUUUUCUGGCAUGAAAGUAGCAAUAUACAUCAUUACAAGUGAGACUGCUGCAUUCACACUCUUAUUUAAAGUAACAGUGUUGGAAGCAAAAUAUACAAUAUAAAAUAUCAACUAUGAAAAUGAAAAGCACUUAUUAUGUAGCGUUUUAGGACAUGGUUUUAUUAAAGAUGUGGCCAGCAUUUUUAUGUUGUAGGUAGUUCAGGGUGAGGUUCUUUUAAACACUUAUCUUUUUGUUGAAUUAUUUCUUCAAAUGUACAUCAUGUUUUAUAAACAUCUUACAUAAAAUUUUAUAAAUUGACCAUGUGGUCGGUAUUUAAAAACGUUAUCUGCAAAGUAAUAAGUAACUGUAGCUGUCAUAUGAAGGAGGUGGAGUUAAACACAUAUAGUAUUUGCUUCUGAAAUGUGGGCAGUAAAAUUGUACCUGCAAAUACUGACAAUAUUACCAGGUUAAUAGGUUCUUAAAAUAACUAGCAGAUAUCACCAUGAAAAAUUCCCCAUUUGAUUACUUACAUUAAGACAAUAAUUGUUUUCUUAUUUACAAUUUUUUAGAAAAUGUAUAUGUAGAUUAAUAUGCAAAUUAGGAAUUAUUUUAUCAUAUAUGGGGUAAUUUGUAUAUAUUUCCAGAGCAGAAAUCUGAACAUUGGAUAAAGACGGGUUCAAAGUUCUUGUUUCAUUUUCUUGACAUAUUAGAAUCAAAGGUUUUUACAGAGGGAAUUUUCGAUAUCGCUAUCUAUCACUCCAUAAGUCAGAAAAUACUGUCAUUAGCCAUGAAAAAAAGGAAUACAUUUUAAGGGGUUCUGUUUAGGAACAUUUUGUAUAAAUCAGGCUGUGAAUGAUAUAUGAACACACCCCUCUGUACAAACCUUCAGAAUAUAGAUAGGAAUGAAACUGGAAAGUUAGGUUGAUGUAAGUGCUACUCAAGUGGAGAUUUCUGGCUCACAGUCUGAGAAAAAGCUAAUUUACUAAAUUACUACAGGAGAAUAGGAUAAAAAAAAAAUGACCUAAUAGUUAUCACCAGUGUAUUACUUACAUAAAAACAUUUUUGUUCACUUCAAUUUUCCUGAAAUGUUAUGUUUGAAUAUGUAAAUGAGGCAUUUUGCAAACUUUUGGGGAAUUCAGGAGAACUCUAUAGAUGCAAAUAGUAGUCAAAUAAACACCUUAAUGUGUAUUUUGGAUGUUUUCUUUCCACUAGUCUGAAAGAAGUCAUGAAAUGCGCCAAAAUUGACAAGUGCAUAGAAAACAAU